Messenger RNA from Rhineura floridana, 2324 nucleotides. RefSeq lists its product as uncharacterized. The coding region runs from base 54 to 632 and encodes 192 amino acids. NCBI's taxonomy places the organism in Eukaryota, Metazoa, Chordata, Lepidosauria, Squamata, Rhineuridae. The record is from RefSeq and is a predicted model, not a curated record. The transcript has 2 exons.
UCUCAGGCCAAGAACCUGGCAACCCUAUCACCAGCUGAAGGCCAGUGCUUUAGAUGUUCAACCCCAUGCUACAGCCUUCAGAUUCUGUUGGUAGAUUCUGGGAAGAGCUGUCAACUCAUCCAGAGUGUGAUGUGAACCCUCCUAAUGACAGGACACAUGAACCAGCUAACUCUUCUGUCACACACCUGAUCAAAUCAGAAGUGGAGGAAACCAAAUCCUCCCAAAUGCCUGCGAUGUGGAUCCCUUCAUCAAUAGGAAGGCAUGAUGACAUUGACAUGGAACCCAGCAAUGACCUCCAAAGAGCAAAAGGAAGUCUCCGUAUAGGGACAAUGAUCAAUUUACCUGAAAGAAUCUCAAGGACUUCUGAGCUUCCUAAAGACUCGGGGGCUUUUGCUGAAGAACUGGAGCUGCUGCCUGACCACUCCUUGCUCAUGGAUAUCGAGCCUUCAGAAUCAGCGGGACUUUCAUCAAGCCCACCUGUGGCUCCUUUGCCACAACCUCUGUUAGCACAGUCUCAUGGUGACAUUGUCAUGCUCGAUGAAACAAUUAUCAGGAAGUCAAAGGACAUUCAGAUUCUAGAGCGGGUUGGGGAAACGCUACGGCAAAAGAAACUCCGUGCAACCCAGGCUUGAGGUAGCAAAUGGACUUUUGGCCAAUAUUAUGUGCAACAAAUAGGGAACCAUGAUAUAGUGUGGGCAGGGCCAUGAAAGAAGUAAAUUCUCCAUCUGGCCAUUGCCUCUUUUCUUCUCCUUGCAUGCCUUCUCUCAGUGGAGGUUGGCCCAUUUGGGCAAGUGGGGCACUGCCCUACCAACCUCAGUCUGCCCUCAGCUGGCCCACUGCCUGCCUUCUCACUUACAACUAGUCCAGGGGGUGGCAUUGGUUGCCAGCUUCUUCCUCCUCAGUCUCAGGGUUGCUCCUUGAAGAAGGGAAGAGAGUGGAGACAAAACUAGAAUUAGUUGGCUCUGCCUGUCACCUGCUGUGAUUCUGCCCAUCAUCCGCUCUGGCUUGGCCUACUGUGGGCUUCCCUGCCUUCCGCCCUACCAGUCCUCAUGGGUAUCAGCCAUCACUGCCUUACAGACAGACCGAGAGAAGGCAUGGAAACUGCUUGUAGUGAAGCCCAGCGGUUUCUCUCUCUCUCACACACACUCUCUCUCUCUCUCUCUCUCUCUCUCUCUCACACACACACACACACACACACACACUCUCUCUCUCUCACACACACACACUCUCUGUCACACACACACUCUCUCUCACUCACACACACACACUCUCUCUCUCUCUCUCACACACACACACUCUCUCUCUCACACACACACACUCUCACUCUCUCUCUCUCUCACACACACUCUCACACUCUCUCUCACUCUCUCUCUCUCUCUCUCUCUCACACACACACACACACACGCACACGCACACACACGCACACACACAACAUCUCUCACUGAAUAGUUUAAUUGGGUGAUCCUGAGUUCUGGUAUAAUGAGGGAGAAAAACAAGUCCACACCUCUUCUUCUCCACACCAAGCAAAUAAGCCUGUAACAUCUUUAUUUCUUUUCACAUACAUAUCCCACCUUUUCCAUCAUGGGACCCAAAGAAGCAUAUAUCUGGUUCUCAUUAAAGUGAUCGCCCAUCCAGGCACUGACCCAGACUCGUUUAGCUUCCACAAGCUGCUGGCCUCAUGUGCCUUCUGAUCAUACCCUGAGAAAAUCCCUUGAAGCUUAGACAAGCUUUAUGCAAAAAGUCCUCGGUUCUGUCCUCAGCAUCUCAAAGCCGGGCUGGGGAAGACUCCUGCCUGAGGUGCUGCCAGUAGGCAGUAUUGAGCUGGAUGGGCCAAUGGGGUGUGACUUGGGUAAAAGGAGCUUCCGGCUGUCCUUUUCUGCACCUUUUCUUGCUCUGUGCAACUGCAUUCUUACUGUCAGGAGACACCAGAGUUCCAUGUAUUUUAAUGCUUUAAUUUUGUGGAGAUGCAUGGCUAGGAAUUGCUCAUGAAUGUUGCCUUCCGUUUUUGCAGCGAUGUUGAAAUGAAUCACCUGGCUCCUUUGGUUCUUUUCUGCUCUCUGUGAAUGGCUGACACCGCUGGGCAUAAACGGACUUUCACAGCUUCUCAAAUAGACACGUUUAAAAAUAGCUCCAGUGAAAUAAAACAUACGCUGGGGAAAAAGAAAGUUGUCAGCUGAGGUUUUUUUUCUUCUUAAACCAAGAUGGACAGAUUUAUGUCCUCCAGUUUAAAUGUUACUUUGACAUGGUACAGGGAUUCAAAUUAGGCUCACGGCUCCUAUUGAACACUUUGAGGAAGCAAUCCUAUACAUGCUUACCUAGAAGUA